AUGUCCAGUCCUCCACCGAGUUCUUCCCACCCGCCGCCGCCGCACUCCGAAGUCCCUGCCGUUCUCUCCCCGGCGGAGAUCACCGCAGCCCUCCGCGAUCUCACCACUGCUGUCCAGGAGAUCUGCCUCUUCCUGGCCGGUCCCUACGGGCCGCCGGAGCCGGCGGCGCUGCUGCCGUGGCAGCUGACGCACCAGGCGGCCUCCGCCGCGAUCGCCGGGCCCCUGCAGCCGACGCUGCUGCUGUCGUCGCCGCCACCCGACGCCAGGCUGCUGCAAUCCCCGCUACCGCUGUCCACCAUCUCCGGGCCGGGCCCUACCUCGGAGCCAGGGGUCCCUCUUCUCCAUCAACCGGCCGCCUUCUUCCCCACCGGGACGCUUGUGCUUGCGCCUUCUUGGUAG
Lolium perenne is the source of this 399-nucleotide messenger RNA. NCBI's taxonomy places the organism in Eukaryota, Viridiplantae, Streptophyta, Magnoliopsida, Poales, Poaceae. The record is from RefSeq and is a predicted model, not a curated record.